GUGGACAAGGUUGAUUUCGGAAUAUAAAACGUUGUGGACACCUAGUUCGGACAUCACUUGUUCGGGUUCCAAAACAGCUAACAGGUCCAAUCAAAAUGAACGCAUUCGCCGUAGUUCUUGCCCUAGGAGCACUCUCGUACGCCAGUGCCGGAGUCAUCUCCACAGCACAUGGUUACGUAGCUCCAGGAGUAGUUGCUGCCCCGUAUGCUGUUCCCUACCUGGCCGCCCCUUACGCUACCGCUUACGCCGCCCCCUUGGCCGUCCUCCCAGCCGGUCACGACCUCGAAGGUCAAUACGUCCACGACCACACCGAGAAACUCUACGACGACGGUUCCUACAAACCAGAAGCUCGCGCAGUGCCCUUGGCUGCUAGUCCCUACGGUUUGGUCCCAGCUGGAUCAGGACUCGAAGGACAGUACGUCCAGGACAACCUCGAGAAGUUGUACGAUGACGGUGAAUACAAACCUGAAGCUCAUCCCAUUCCUUUGAGCGCUAGCCCCUACGGAUUGGUGCCCUCUGGAUCUGGGGCAGAAGGUGCUUACGUGCAUGAUGUAAGCGAGAAGCUGUUCGAUGACGGUUCAUACAAACCUGAAGUGUAUCAUUGAUUUUGAUUUUGUAUAGAUAGUUUGUAAGGAAUAUAAAUAUCUUCGAAAAUCA
Molecule: messenger RNA, 657 nt
Organism: Leptinotarsa decemlineata (Colorado potato beetle)
Lineage: Eukaryota; Metazoa; Arthropoda; Insecta; Coleoptera; Chrysomelidae
Source: RefSeq, a predicted model, not a curated record